AUGACGAUUGCAUUGUCGGUAAAGAACAAGCUAGGUUUCAUCAACGGUACAAUUGUACGACCUUCAGGUGAUAUCACUCUACUUAAUGCCUGGAUCCGGAGCAAAAAUAUUGUCAUUUCAUGGAUCUUAAACUCUGUUUCUAAAGAAAUUUCUACAAGUUUGAUAUAUUCAGAAUCUGCGUUUGAUAUAUGGAAUGAUCUUAAAGAUAGAUUUCAACAAAGUAAUGGUCCUAGAAUAUUUCAAUUGAGACGUGAGAUGAUGAACUUAAAUCAAGGUCAAUUAUCUGUAAGUGCAUAUUUCACUAGACUUAAGGCUGUCUGGGAUGAGUUAAACAAUUUUAGACCUAUAUGCACAUGUGGAAAGUGUUCUUGUGGGGGUACAAAGUCACUUGCAGAUCAUUAUCAUAUGGAAUAUGUAAUGUCUUUUUUAAUGGGCCUGAAUGACUCAUAUGCUCAAAUCCGUGGUCAAUUGCUUCUUAUGGAUCCUUUACCUCUCAUAAAAAAGGUUUUUGCCUUAAUAUCUCAAGAAGAAAAUAAAAGAGCAGUGUUGAAUGGUAAUGGAAAUGAUUCAGCCUUAUUUUCAGUAAAACAUGAAGCGACUAGGUCUAACUUUAGUAAGUCUCAACGGAAAGAAAGAUCUGUAUGUACUCAUUGUGGUUAUAAUGGGCACACAAUUGAGAAAUGCUAUAAGCUUCAUGGAUAUCCUCCGGGAUACAAACCUAGGCAAAGGAACAAUAUGAAUCAGUCAAAGUCUAAUCAAAUCAAUUCUACCAUUAAUCAGGUGAACGGUGAUGGCACUAAUCAAGUUGAGAGUCAAGACAUGGGCAAUUUUAUGCAGUCUUUGACUCCCACACAGUACCAAAAUCUGCUAAGUAUGUUGAGUACUCACCUGUCUGAUGUUAAGAUUGAUGCGGAUGCUUCAAAAACUCCUGAUCAGGCGUCAGGUAUAUGUCUUUCAACAAAUAUUGCUUCCAGCCUAGGUUGCCCUAGGUUUUGGAUAAUAGACUCAGGGGCUACAAGUCAUAUAUGUUAUGAUUGUUCAUCUUUUCAUCAAUUAAGGCCUAUUCAAAAUGCAUUUGUGACCUUACCUGAUCAUCGACGGUUUUCUGUCUCUUUUAUUGGAAAUGUGAAGUUGUCUCCUUACAUAUUGCUAGAGAAUGUUCUCUACAUUCCUCAAUUCAAAUUUAAUCUGAUAUCAGUAAGUGCUUUGGCGGCACACUCAUCUUUAUAUUUCAGAUUCUUAUCUGAUUCAUGUAUUAUUCAGGAUCUCUGUCAUUCGAGGAUGAUUGGCAAGGCUGAACACAUGAAUGGUUUGUAUGUGAUUGACUCUGAUUCACUUGUCUUUGAUAAGCAAUCUGAUGAUAGGUUGUGUAAUUCUGAUGAAAUAGUAGCACAUGUUGUUAGUAAAGACAUUUGGCAUAACAGGCUAGGUCAUCUAGCUUUUGAAAAACUGGAUAUGUUGAGUGAAUUGUUGAAUUUUCCAAAUAAUAAAAGGGCCACGGUUCCUUGUUCAAUAUGUCCAUUGGCAAAAUAG
Diospyros lotus (date-plum) is the source of this 1533-nucleotide messenger RNA. RefSeq lists its product as uncharacterized. The transcript has a single exon. The record is from RefSeq and is a predicted model, not a curated record. Bases 1 to 1533 code for a protein of 510 amino acids. NCBI's taxonomy places the organism in Eukaryota, Viridiplantae, Streptophyta, Magnoliopsida, Ericales, Ebenaceae.